Alnus glutinosa is the source of this 2806-nucleotide messenger RNA. Its product is annotated as cysteine-rich receptor-like protein kinase 5. Gene Ontology annotation, biological process: protein phosphorylation. NCBI's taxonomy places the organism in Eukaryota, Viridiplantae, Streptophyta, Magnoliopsida, Fagales, Betulaceae. The record is from RefSeq and is a predicted model, not a curated record. The transcript is spliced from 7 exons. The coding region runs from base 1006 to 2403 and encodes 465 amino acids. Gene Ontology annotation, molecular function: ATP binding; protein kinase activity.
CUUUCAUCAUGAUAAUAGCAAAUACAAUGGCAUGCUUGGUAAGAUAAAUCAGGUCAGGAUAGCUGAUGAAAAUCUGAGUGAAAACAUUAUUUUCUUUUCUCUUUAGUAGACAAAGAAUGAUGAAAUGGAUUAUAUUCUCCUUGUGCUCAUCACGGUCUAAGAUUUUGAGACAGUAGAUGAUAAUAGGUACAAUAAACAAUGAUAAUGAGGUGGCUUGAGUCGCUUGACUUCCUUUCGUUGACUGGCGUCAAAAAUGCUUGCCCUGUAAACACUCGUGUCCAGGUUCCAUUGAUCUCGUUAAUGACAGACAUUUUCCAAGAAAAAUAAGAAGAUUGGAAAAGAUACUCUUGAUAAUAAAUAAAAAAAUUGGCCAUGCCUUCUUUCAAUACCUCCAUGAUCCUAGUAAUUCUUUCCUUGCUUAGCUUCCUUAGCCUCACCAGUGCACAAGUCCCACAUUACCGCUACCAUUUCUGCUCAAAUGAAAGCACUUUCACCGCCAACAGCCCCUACCAGUUUAACCUGAACUACCUGCUCUCUUCCCUUUCCUCCAAUGCCACGAGUGAAAUUGGUUUCUACAACGCCACUGCCGGCCAAAGCCCUGCAACCACAGUUUACGGCCUCUUCCUUUGCCGUGGUGACCUCACCACCAAUGCCUGCCAAGACUGUGUGGCAACUGCAACCAGAGAGAUUGUUCAGCAGAACUGUCUCGUAGGAAAAGUUGCCGUGAUAUGGUAUGACGAAUGCAUGCUACGCUACUCAAACCGGUCAUUCUUUUCCACCAUGGAGGAAGAGCCCAGCUAAUUACUGUGGAAUUUGAGGAAUAUAACAGAUCAAGACCGCUUCCAUAACCUGGUGGAAGCCACGUUGAAUGACUCGGUGCCUCAGGCUGCAAAUGCUCCAUCCGGUGUUAAAAAGUUUGCUACCAAAGAAGUCAGUUUUACAGAAUCCAAUACACUAUACAGCCUUGUCCAGUGCACCCCUGACAUAUCCAGCUCUGAUUGCAAUAUGUGUCUUCGAGGAGCCAUGACAAACCUACCUAAGUGUUGUGAUGUAAAGCAAACGAGUAGAGGGGGUAGAGUUCUGUAUCCAAGUUGUAAUCUUCGGUACGAAACUUACCCGUUUUACCAGAUACAAUCCGAAUCCGUCCCCACACCGUCAUUGACACCAACACCAAUGCUUCUUCCUCCAGCACCAGGUUGGGUCACGAGACAAAAAGGAAAAAGUGCUUCAAUAAAAACUAUCACCAUCGUUGCCUCAAUUGCUGUCUCUCUUGUGCUAUGCACUAUGAUCUACUACUUGCUAAGACGAAGAGCAAGAAAGAAGUACAAUGCUCUACGGGCAGAAAAUGCUACUAAUGGUAUUACUACUAUAGAGUUAUUGCAAUUUGAUCUUGCUACAAUUGAAGCUGCCACCAACCACUUCUCAGAUGAUAACAAGCUAGGUGAAGGUGGAUUUGGUGCGGUUUACAAGGGGAUACUUUCUAAUGGAGAAGUAGCAGUAAAGAGGUUAUCAAAAAGGUCUGGACAAGGAGCAGGAGAAUUUAAAAAUGAGGUUGUAGUGGUUGCCAAACUUCAACAUAGAAAUCUUGUAAGCUUAUUGGGAUUUUGCUUGGAAAGAGAGGAAAAGAUACUUGUCUACGAAUUUGUGCAAAACAAAAGUCUCGACUACUUUCUAUAUGACCUUGAAAGACAAAGACAAUUGGAUUGGCCAAUACGUUACAAAAUUAUUAAAGGGGUUGCUCGAGGGAUUACUUAUCUUCAUGAAGAUUCUCGGCUUAGAAUUAUACAUCGUGAUCUUAAAGCUAGUAAUAUUUUGUUAGAUGGGGAUAUGAAUCCAAAAGUUUCAGACUUUGGUAUGGCAAAGAUUUUUGAAAUUGAUCAAUCUCGAGGAAACACUUUCAAGAUUGCUGGCACAUUUGGUUACAUGGCUCCAGAGUAUGCCAGGCAUGGACUAUUCUCUGUAAAGUCGGAUGUAUAUAGUUUUGGUGUACUUAUUCUUGAGAUUAUAAGUGGAAAGAAGAUAAGUUCUUUCAAUCAAUCAGAUGGUACUGCUAGACACCUUUUGAGCUAUGCAUGGAAACUUUGGAGGGAUGGAACACCCUUGGAUUUGUUAGAUCCAACAUUGGGAGAAUCUUACUCGAGAGAUGAAGUCAUUAAAUGUCUCCAUAUUGGCUUACUAAGUGUACAGAAUGAUCCGGUUGAUAGGCCAACAAUAGAAACCAUAGGUCUCAUGCUAAACAGUUACUCGGUUCCUCUACCGCCACCUCAACAACCUGCAUAUUUCUCUAGCAGUGUAGCAGAGCCAAACGUGCAGUCAAAUGAGACUGAUUCAGAUCAAUGUAAAAUCAAAUCACUGCCCUGUUCUGUCGAUGAAGCAUCUAUUACUCAAGUAUACCCUCGGUAGCUUUACAGUGGCUGAUGCCUGACAGCGAAAAUUAAAUACAAAUAAAACGGGGUGCUUUGGUACUGUUGCUCUAUGCUUAGAAGAACUUGAUGUCUAUUCUUAAUUAGUUCUGUCUCUCAAGUAUUUGAGUUAUAAAGUGGUGUCUUUAAUUGCAAGUUGUUUUAUAUUUGGGGGACUUUUGAGUCUGUAAGAAUUUAGAAAUUAGAAGGCUAUGAGUUGUUUUGCAAUAGGAGUCGGUUUGAUGUAAGACGAGAUUUAAACAUUUUCAAGAGAAAUAGAAACGAACAUAUUGAGAAAGCGUCGUUUGAAGAGAUUUUUGUUCGGUUUCAGACAGUAAAAAUACAGAAGGAAAGAAUUUGUAACACUCUCAGAUGAUUGACAACAAAAUUCGGUUUUUUUUUUU